Messenger RNA from Bombina bombina (fire-bellied toad), 1008 nucleotides. RefSeq lists its product as uncharacterized. Gene Ontology annotation, molecular function: endopeptidase inhibitor activity. The record is from RefSeq and is a predicted model, not a curated record. Gene Ontology annotation, biological process: negative regulation of endopeptidase activity. Lineage: Eukaryota; Metazoa; Chordata; Amphibia; Anura; Bombinatoridae. The transcript is spliced from 3 exons. Bases 52 to 1008 code for a protein of 318 amino acids.
CCUCAGUAGCAGCAGAGCAACCUCCUUGUGUGGCAGCGUCACUCCCUCAGGAUGAUGGGCCCUUUUGUGUUGCUGAUGGCUGUUACUGUCUGUCUUUCUGUCCUGGAGACAUCUGGGAAGCCAUUUAGAAGUUCGUCUCAAGAUGGCAUCCCACGAAGAUUUCGAAGGAGCAUCCCGGUGAGCAAUCCCUAUGAAGCCGACAUUAUGUCCUACUUACCCCCAGAACCUAUUGAGCCACUGUAUCCUGAAAUCAGCCAAGCUAUGGCAGCUCAUCUUGCCAGCUAUUUAAAUGAAGAGCUCUUGGCCCAAGCUUUGGAGAGGAUGGGUCCAGGCCACAGAGUGGAGCCCACUCAGGAUAAUAUUUCCCUCCAGCAACUGGUAGAAGAAGGGCAGAGAAGAGAUAAGGAAGCCAUGUACCUGGCAAAUCUUCUCCAGAUGUGGAACCAGAUUAAUCAGGGACAAGGCUACGCAGAACAACAACUGCAGAGUCUAAAAGGUCCACUGAUGGCUGAUGACGGAUUCCAGGGAGCCUACCCAGACUAUGAUGAAACAAGUGUAUCUUCAGUCCCUAUCAAUCCACAAGUUCUAAGGAACCAAAUGGCACAAGUAUUGCAGAGUCGUUACAGGCAGAAUGGGGGAUAUGAAGGCCCUGCUCCUCGUUUGCAACUGGAUGAUCACAGUGGUAAUGGGAAAACAAUGGAUGAAGAGAUGCUGAGGUACCUCGUGACACGGGUGCUUUCUGCAAUGAGUGAAACUGAGAUGCCCCAACGUCUCCCGCCGCCAUCUACUCGCCGCCUGCGUCGCUCUCUUGACGACGAGCAUGUAGGCGAUUCCACACCCAACCUCCUACGUGUGAAGAGGCUAGAUGACAAUACAGAACCUGACUACCCCCCAGGAAUGCUGCUCCGCAGGAAGAGGAUUGAGGAUGGGCCAGAGAUUCAGAGUCGAAACAAACGCUUAACUGAACAUAGAGUUGCUGAGCAGCUCCUGAAAUACCUCCCUGAAUAA